Lodderomyces oxycetoniae is the source of this 717-nucleotide messenger RNA. RefSeq lists its product as uncharacterized. The transcript has a single exon. Bases 1 to 717 code for a protein of 238 amino acids. The record is from RefSeq and is a predicted model, not a curated record. NCBI's taxonomy places the organism in Eukaryota, Fungi, Ascomycota, Pichiomycetes, Serinales, Debaryomycetaceae.
AUGUUGUUCAUUAAGCUUGUUAUUGCUUUGCAUCUACAUUUUUACCAAGCAUUUGGAGCCAUAGUUCCCUUUAGGGACUCAAUUGAAUUAGUUUUCACUCCUGAGGACGUGAAGAAGGGUACAGACUAUGUACUAUGGAAAGUUCCCAAGGUGAAAAAUGACUUUAAAACCACUGUAAAGCAGAAGUUGCUCAAUCGGUUAUUAUCUAAGGAUAUACAAGAGUUAAAUCCAUACUAUACGGGAGAUGAGAUUGAACCAAUGAUGGCGAAUCCGGCACUUGAAACAACAACAAAUACAGCGAACAUGAUGGCUGCGAAAAACAAUGUACAGAAUAUCGAAAUUGAAAUAACCAAACCUAGAGGAUUUGUCAAUUCCGUACUAAAAGGACCAUCUCCUACGGAGAAAGAAAAAGCCAAAAUCCGUUACAUCAAUGAGGAGAACAAUGAAAUGGUACAUAACUUGGCUACAAAUGGUGAACCCGAGGUUGGGAAACAAAUUGGUAUAUUGCCACAAUCAGAACAUGUGGGAUACCUUAGUCCCUCACAAAUUAAAAAUCAAAAACACAAGUUCGACAUUAAGCAUGUGCCUAGUAGAGACUUUGAGAAUCAUAUACAAAACGAUAAUGAUUCUUCUGAUGAUGAUGGGACUUUGAUUGAUCAAAAAGAUGAAGAUGUCGUAACAAAUGUAGAUUCCUUUUAUGAUGAUGAUGAUGUUUAA